UAGCAGGUUAAAAAGGCCGUAGGCUGUUCCUACAUAUCGACCCGAAGAAUUAUUCUCUCCCUUGACGUGUUUCUCUUUAGAAUUACGCAACUCAGAGAGCAUGCGCACUGAGCAAAAUCUAUGAUUGCAGCAUUUUUUUCUUUCAGCAGACGAGACAACUUCAUCAUCAUCUCAAAAAAUGAAGCAAACUAAAUCACUCAUUUCUAAUUUGCUUGGAUCGAUAGAACUGGCUCUCUGUGAAAGGGACUAAAGAAAUCAGGGGAAGAUAACUCGGCAUAUCUUGUGGGUUUUAAUGAGCGAAGCGCCGACACAUCAGUUCAGACUCUAGCCAGCACUUGACGAAUUCAGCAGGGCGUUAAGAAGCAAAUGGUCGGAAUAGCAAGGAUAUACCAACACACCUGGACCGUAUCCCUGCCUCUGGAUAUCGCCAUGGACGGCAACAAACCAAAGAUGAAGUUCUAAACGGUUCAAACAUUCAGUACAACAUUCUUCCUGACAGUUCAAAUUCAUAAUCAGUGUUUAUUCCUUAUUCCCCCUAUUCAAUAUUUGUGAUUUUUGUGACUUCAUAUAAACCUCUAAAACAAAAGGAUGUUUCACGUCGCCUUGUGUUCAUUAGUUCAUUGUCUUCAGUUCACGAUUCGGCUGAUUGUGGUCUAGACAAGAAAGUUGCCCGGAUAUUCUCGACACUAGUGCAGUAUGACUCGAGACACCUACGAUGUUUCCAUUCGGCGCGCUAGUCAGGUCUCGCAGAAGGUAGACAUUUAUAAAUCGUCUCCGACUAGCAACAGACGGCCUUCCAAAGUAACCGCUCUGAUGGCUAAGCGGUCAUUACUAAGAGAAGACUUCAGAGGUUCAGAUCGGACGCUGGUCAGCAGUUCCUUGGACAGCAACAACAGCAGUCGUAGCAACGUGCACGCCUACGCCUCUUCCUCCUACUACACCAACAGCAACAACGACAUCGGGGCGGACGAAGAGGAGGAGGACGAGGAUGAGGAGGACGAUGAGGGAAGGCAGAGGCCAGAGGAGUUGGAGUCCGACAAAGGCAUCUGGGAGAAGACGUCACACUACGUCCUCCUGGGCUUUGGCACUGUCUUCGGAGUUAGAAACAUUUUAAAAUUUCCUGCUUUGGCUAUAGAGCAUGGAGGAGGUGCCUUUGUUUUUACCUACGUGUUUCUGACUUUCACUGUUGGUGUUCCGAUUGUCUACCUGGAGGUCAGUCUGGGUCAGUAUGCAAGAGGAGGAGUUGUUAAAGCAUGGAGGAUGAUCCCGUUGACCAAAGGUCUAGGUCUCUGUAGUCUGCUCUUGAGUCUGGCACGUACUUCUUACUCCAGCACGCCAGCCGCCUGGGCUCUGUAUUAUUUCUAUUCAGCCAUGUCCGGCAACCAGCCUUUCCGGAAAGUCAAUCUCGAGGUAGAAAUUCUAGGUAGUGUAUCCUACAAUUCGUCUGCCAAUAUGUCCAGUGAGCAGACGUCAGCUUUAUAUCGGGCUUCCUACGCUCGUUUUAACAGAUCUUUCUUCUCCGCGACCCUGGAGAUGACGGACAGUAUUUCCAACAUGGGUCAUCUGGUACCUCAUAUUAUUACAUCGUUACUGGUCAUCUGGUUCUUUGUGUUUUUGUUGUCUGCAAUCGGACCCCGGAUGCUGGGGAAAAUUGCACUCUCUUUUACUGCUGUUCCAUCCGUCCUUAUAAUCAUCUUGUUAAUCGCUGCAAGCACCAUGUCAGGCUCUGUGCUAGGGAUACAGGCCUUUCUAAGUCCCAAAUGGCACAACUUGUCAACAAUUAAGCCCUGGAUUGAUGCUUUUGAUCUUGUUCUGUCCAGCCUGGCUUGCGGCACUGGAGUUCUGGUCACGCUGUCAGGACAAUGUCCUUUCCAGGGCAAUACGUUUAGGAAUGCCAUGAUCAUGACUGGGGUGUCACUAGCAAUGACCAUUGUAUCAGGAUGUCUGUUGUUGUCGCUGGUCGGCGUGGAGUCAAAGCUGCUGGGUGUGAGGGUGGAGACCCUACCAAGAUUUACUGACGUAGACCUAGGUUUUGUCCUGUUUCCGGCAGUGACGUCGCAUCUUCCCGCAUCGGCCAUCUGGAGUUGCAUCUUCUUUCUGCUGAUUGUCCUGCUCAGCCUGGUGCAGGCUGCCACAAUGGUCCAACACAUCCAGCAAGGAAUGGUGGAGGUAGCGCACCUCCAAGACAUCAAGUUCCAGUGGAAGAUGGCCAUACUGGGCACAAUAAGCGUUAUUAUGAUGUCCCUCAAUGUUCUUACGACCUCAGAGAAUGGUCUUCAUGUCCUGCGCCUUCUUCAGUUCUCUGUCCCGAGACUGACCGUCCCGCUUUUGUGUGUUGCGGAGACAAUGACCAUAGGUUGGGGCUACGGAGCUCGGAGAUUUGCCGGCAGAAUCACGGAGAUGACCGGACGAAAUAAAAGUUUUGUUUGGAAGUGGCUGUGGAGAUGGGGGUGUCCAGUCUCCCUAACACUGAUUUCUAUUGCAUCUAUACUCACAACGAACCUGCUUGAAGAUUUGCCUUUAGUCGACGCCCACCAGAAGUGGAUCUACUUCCUAGGCUGGUCCAUCAAUCCCAUUAUCCUGUUUCCUGGUCUUGUCAUAGCCUCUGUUUCCUUUUGUCGGGCACAUGGAACAUUUAAACAGAGGCUGAAACAGCUGCGCACGACGCCAUCAUCCUGGGGUCCAGGGCAUCCCGAACAUGAGCCCCAGGCCGACCUUCCAGAUUACGUCAUAUGUCAGCCUGACCCAUUCCGACCUGCUAAUGCUCUGGCCAUGUUGACGGCCAAUCUCUACCUCCCCAAUAUAGUCAACUUUGUAAAUAUGCAGCCUCCAUCAGCCGACACAGAUUUGGGACCAGACUACAUGUCCGAUAUGGCCACACUGACCAGCUCUGAGGACGACAAUUCCAUAGAUAAUCCUGUGUCUAAAGACAGUUGCAUUGGCCGCUGGCACGCCACUGUUCCAUGCCUGAGUCAAGUGAUAGGCAUGGGCAACGUAGUCAGAUUCCCUUACCUGGCCUACAGACACGGAGGAGGUGCGUUUGUCAUUGCCUAUGUAGUUGUGUUGAUAACAGUGGGUGUUCCAUUAAUUAUCAUCGAGACAGCCAUCGGUCAGUUCUCCAGCCUCGGACCUGUUAGUGUGUGGCGGGCGGUGCCAGUCUUUAAAGGUAUCGGCUACUCUAUGAUGGUCAUCUCUGUCGCCACCACCAUUUACUACAGCGUAGUGACGUCGUGGUCAGUGUUUUACUUGGCCACAUCUCUGACCUCUGUCAUGCCCUGGAGAGGAUGUCACAACUCCUGGAAUACCAACUCCUGUUCCACGGCUCCACUGACAUACACUAUCUGCACUAAUGUUUCCUCUAACGAAACGUCUUUCAAGCCCUGCGACCAGGGCACUGAGGACUGCGUGAAACCCAACGUAACUGUCAACUCGUUGUGUCAUGACAUCAACAGGACGGAUGUUAAUCUAAACCUGGACAACACGUCGGUCAGGUCGGCGGAGGAAUACUUUUAUUUUUCUGUGGUGAAACAGUCAGAUAGUUUCCUUCAUGCUGGAGAAUUAAGAUGGCAGCUGUGUCUGUGUCUGCUGACCACAUGGACCAUCAUAUUUAUCUUCUUAAUCAAAGGAUUCAAACCAGGAGGCAAGACCACUUACCUCUUCCUAAUCUUGACAGCUCUUGCACUUAUCAUUCUGUUGGUUCGAUCAAGUUCCUUACCUGGUGGGCAUGAUGGUCUCAGUUUCCUGUUCACGCUUCAAUGGUCCAAGCUUAUGGAGGGGGAGGUGUGGAGAGAUGCUACCUCACAAGUUUUCUUCUCUAUGUCCAUUGGCUGCGGUAGUCUGGUUGCUAUGGGAACAUUCAACAAAUUUAGCAACAAUGUCAUCAGGGAAGCAGCACUACUGUGUAUUGUGGAUACCGGCAUGAGUGUAUUGUGUAGUCUUGUCGUAUUUGCUGUUUUGGGAACUUUGGCACGAGCAGCCCACACUGAGAUUGAGCAUGCAGCAAGAGCAGAUAUUGGACUAACUUUUGUGACGUUCUCUAGAGCAGUUCUAACACUUCCUUGGCCUUUCUUUUGGUCUAUCUUGGUCUUCAUCGUGGUUGCUCUCUCGGGUACACUGACCUGCAUCACAGCUAUGUCCACAGCCAUCUCCUCACUUGUGGAUGUUUACAGCAGCUUGUUCAAGAAACACAAAAAGUGGAUGAUGCUGGCUUUAUGUCUUACUUUGUUCUUCUUGGGGAUUCCAAUGACUCUUCAGGUGGGCUUUCACAUUGUAUCCAUCUUGGACACUUUCCUAUCAGGCUUGCCUCAGAUGUGUGUGGGAGGGGCAACAGUAGUAGCUUUUACCUGGAUCUACGGCAUUGGUCGACUGUGCUCAGAUGUGAGUAGAAUGAUCAACUCUCAAAUAGGCUGGUGGUGGAAGCUAAUCUGGGCUGUAGUUUGCCCUAGCAUUACUGCGAUCCUUAUUGUCAGCUCCUUUGUGUCUGUUAUCAGUUCUGAAGAGGAUGAGACACACCCCUGGUGGCUAAACUUGAUUGGUCUUUUGUUUUGGUUGAUGACACUUGUGCCUAUUUUUGUAGGCAUCAUCCAUGAAAUUUCACAAGCUAAGAAUGGAACUUUUUUAGAGAAAGUCCGAAGAGCAUGUCAGCCUCGAAAAGGAUGGGGGGCAACACUGCAUAGGUGCAAUAGUAAUGUGGAGUACUAUCCCACAGUUCACACACACCUUGGUAUUGACAUAAGCAGAGAGGGUCUUAGCACAGUUGCUGAUCAUGUCCAGUUCACCCCUGUGGGCGUUCAUGUUCCCAGUCUGUCCCAAACUACAUUGCUACCAGUGUCGCCUGGCACACCCAAAAGUAAAAAGCCAAUGGACAUGAGACACAAGGCCAUACUAAAUCAUGCCUAUAGCAAUCCCCAGUGUCAUGUGUCCUCAGGCUCUCUUGAAAGACUGAGUAAAAAGGCAAGGCCUGCAAGCAUUUCCUUAGCCAAUGAAGAGCUUCAGGAUGUAAUAGUCACCAAAAAGACGAAGCAGAAAGUAAGCACCCAUGACGCUUUCACCCAAACUGAUCAAAGCUGGGCCGAGAGUAAGCUAUGCAGGCAGAGCUCUCAACCUAUAGUCAGUGUAACCAAAAGAAUACCUGUCUUAAGGCGUUCAUCAUCCUGGCACCAGUUGGGUGGUCAGCCUGCGGUGCUCAGUGUUUGCGCCAAACAGCUCAGCUGUGCAAAGCCUAAAGCAACCCAGUCAAAGCCAACAGAAAGUCUUGCUCAGAGGAGACGUAGAUUUGGACAGAGCAUGGCUCCAAACUUAAGACUUUUAAUCGGCCAAGAAAUUAGUGCGUUAAAUACAAAGCCAAUCAAUUAUCCUUUACCAAGUGCAAUUACUAUGACCAACGAAGCACCAUUACGUGUUGGCUGUGUUCUGAUUGCACCGUCAGAUUCCCCCACCCAGCCCAAGCAGUGGAUGAAUAGCCUACGUUUUAAAACUUCAAUUGUCUCUGAAGAUGGUGCACUACCGAGUCCACUAGCAUUGAAGUAUGACCCAGUGGUGACUGCUGUCCCUUUGACAAGACAAAAAGCACCAGCAAUAAAUACUGCUGUGCCUAAGCGCAGGCGGCGAACGCUAAGAGAGUCUAAAAUCAACAGAGACAUUAAAUCUCAGUCUAUGGAAGAAACUUCCAUCAGUUCAAGACAGAAGCUUUUCGACGAGUCCAACUACAUAAACAAUCGUUACAUUCUGACCAGAGCUGACUCAGAUGGGAUCUCCAGAUGCAAGUCCCGGUCAGCAUCAUUAAGGACAAAGUCUGAAUCUGACGAAGUGACAGUCGUGAAGAUGACCAGAAAAUGCAGUCUUUCAUCAAGGCCUCAGCAGUUGAUCCCGGUGAAAACCCGCAACAGAAGCAAGUCUUUCUCCUGUAAAGGUGGCAGUAUCAUAAUGGAAGAAGAACUGGACCCACAGAUUGAUGAGAUCAGGGAUGACUUUAGGACAUGUCUACAGAUGAUCCAUGCUGAGACUGAAAUGAGUAAACUGUGAUAUUUGUGUUCCUUUCAUUGUCAUAUAAUGAAUUUUGUUUUCUGUAGAAGAAAAAGAAACUUUCUGUUGUAGAUAAAAAAAAAACUGUGUACAUAAUAUGGUAGAUGUGGCAAUUUGUUGGCAAUACUGGACACAUUUCAGAUCAUUCCAUUUAGCUGUAAAUGUUACAGUGUUAAUUUUUUGUUUUUGUUUCUGUUAAUGAAUGUUGUUAACAGAUAGCUGACUUUUAGAUAUAUUUAAAUACCUAUAUAAGCUUUAAUAGCUAAACUAAUGUUGUUUGUGUUAUCAUCUUCUUAGUUGUUACACGCUGUAGAGUUUACUAUAUACUCUUGCACUCCCAUUGAAUUGUUGCAAUUCUGUGAUGUCUGGUUGAGUUGGAACCUAAAAAACAAUAAUUGUUUUACAUUGUGUAAAUAGAACUGUACAGAAGUGUUAUAUAACAUUUUUAUACUCAUAAGCAUAAAAAAGUGUGUGUGUGUUUCUGUAUAUAGACUUCAAUUUAUAUUACUUUGGCAUGAAACCUGAUGGUGUUAACAAAAAUGUCUAUUUUUAGACAGACCCCUAAGUUAUGAAAUAAUGAGACAAAAAGGCUCUGUACUCUAGGCAAGCUAUCAUAUAUUUUGUUUUAACAAUACUGGAAAUUGCCUUUUGCACCAGAGAUGGGUUCUUGUUUUUUUCUUUUGCAUGCAGAACUGUUGCAGAGAUUUAUCUACCAAUCUUAUUGACAGAGAUGAAUAAUUGCAGUGAUAUUUAGGACUGAGGUGUACUUUGAAUAAAAGUAAAUAAGACAUGUGAGAAAUAGAGAAUGUGGAUGAAUGCAUCUUUACAUAUGCUAAAUUAUUUAUGAUAUUGUCUGAAUGUUACUUAACUGAAGUAGUCUAUUACUUAGUACAUCUGUAUCUAUUUUUUUUUAUUAUUAUGACUGAAGUAUUUAUGCGAUAGAGUGAAAGAAUAAUUUUUCAUUUAAUAAUAAUAUUAUUAUUAUAAUACAGUUUUUAAUUAUACGUAGUUCUCAAGCAUUACUGGUCUGCAUAAUACAUUCUAAGUUUUCCUUUUUUUUUACUCUAACUAGUAAGACCUAUGAUGAAAGCAAUAAAAAAUUAUUUAUAAUUGA
This is a messenger RNA of Biomphalaria glabrata, 7138 nucleotides long. RefSeq lists its product as uncharacterized. Gene Ontology annotation, biological process: sodium ion transmembrane transport. Lineage: Eukaryota; Metazoa; Mollusca; Gastropoda; Planorbidae. Gene Ontology annotation, molecular function: L-amino acid transmembrane transporter activity. The record is from RefSeq and is a predicted model, not a curated record. The transcript is spliced from 30 exons. Gene Ontology annotation, cellular component: membrane. The coding region runs from base 697 to 6024 and encodes 1775 amino acids.